AGACUUACAUACAACAAGCAGCUGAUUUCCGUAUAAAUGACUGCACUUUGAUAUGAACUUUAUUUCCAUUAUCGACACGGACCGGGAGAGUAAUCAGUGAAAAUUAAGGAUGGGUUGUUUAAGUUGUGCAGCUUCAACAAUUUUAACGGUUUUGAUAUUCGCAAAAUGGUCCUGUUCACUCGAGAUGGAACAAAUCCAGCAGCAGUGUAUCGAGAAUAGUGGUUCGGAUUCCGGUUACCGAAACAUAAUUAAAGCCUCAAAUGACGCAGAAAAUUGCAUCAGCCAGUACGUUCUGAUUCAGGAUUUGGAUUCCGGCAGUCUGCAAAUAGACUGUAAACAAAUUCAUGAAAUGGACCGUCAGUGUUUCGACAGCAUCCAUCAGGGAUUCGUUGAAUGCCAGCUUAAUGGCCAGGAUUCUGCCGAAAUGGAAAGCGUAACCGUUGUCCUGGGAGCCAUUCAAAGAUUUUGCACCCGGGCUUCGCAUUCCGAUGAAGAUUUCCAACGGAAAACUUACGAGAUGUGCAUCCAGCGGCUGUUGUCUAAAAUAGAUGCAUGCUCAAAGACACCCACUCAUCCCUCGAAAAAACAAGCAAGAUCUUUGGAACGAGUUAUCAAUCAUUUGAAACUAAGGGAUCUUAAUUUCUAGAAAAGGUUGUUAUCACAGUUCAUAAACAUUGAAACUCUAAAGCUCAUUAAGUGAUUAAGUGAUUAGGUGAUGUUGCGACUGGAAGUUUGUGUUUAUUAUUACUGCGAUUAUUAUCAAAAUAGAUUACAUUGUGAGUCUCAAGAUUGAAGACAAAUUACGUUCCAGGCAACAUUUGCAGCAAGAGGUUUUGUAAACAAUUGGUUGUGUUUAGUAAUGGUUGUAUAAAAUAUUAAGACACAAGAUAACCUAAUAAAGGGCCAACAAUUUGAAAGAAUAAUAAAAAACACUAGUUAUCAGUGUUUUUUUGGAACAUUUGAUUGAAGUCAUUUAUCUCCAGAAAAACUCUAGAAUAAGGUGUUGUUCAAGAAAAAAACGUCCGUGAAAUGAUAUCUUUAAUCCUCAUCCGUUCUAGAUUUAUUAUAUCAGUGUAUAUUCUAGGAGCAUCAUUUUAACACUUCUGAAUAAAACCGCUGUAUCUCUCUUGUGCCACAAA
Molecule: messenger RNA, 1139 nt
Organism: Uranotaenia lowii
Lineage: Eukaryota; Metazoa; Arthropoda; Insecta; Diptera; Culicidae
Exons: 4
Coding region: 110-646 (178 amino acids)
Source: RefSeq, a predicted model, not a curated record